AUGUGGUUGAUUUGGAAAGAAAGGAAUAGAGCAGUCUAUGGAGGAAAGGUGCCUGACCCAUAUGUGAUAAUUGAGAUAGCUGGAAAGAUGGUGGAUGAGUUCUGGAGGGUAAGGGAAUUGGAGGCAGAGAAGGAAGGGGAAGGUGUAAAAGAAAGACAAAACGUGGGGUGGAUGGCACCUGAACUAGGCUGUGUUAAAGUUAACUAUGAUGGUUCUUUUAAGGAUGGUAUCGCUGCUAUUGGGAUGAUUUGUAGAGACAGUGAAGGAAACUUUUUGUGGGGUUUUGGGGAAAAGGUGCAAGCUGAUGUUGCGGUUAUUGCAGAGAUUUUGGCACUGAGGAAAGCCUUAAUACUGAUCUCUGAUAUGAGCUAUAAUAAAGUGGUAAUUGAAACUGAUUGUGCAAAGGUUUUCUGGUGUUGCUUGAAGGUUUCAGCUGAUGGAAUUGAUUGGAGAGGACGCUGGGAAAUUCAGGAGGUUAUUGAAGUCUUGAAGAAUCUGAGGUAUGUUUCUGUUACUCUGAUUUCUAGGAAGAGUAAUUUGGCAGCAGACUUUAUUGCUGUGAGUUGUGGUAGGAGUGUGAGCCCAAUUGGGUGGGUGAAUUCACCAUCACCUCCUCUAGCUAGCAUUUAG
Neltuma alba is the source of this 630-nucleotide messenger RNA. RefSeq lists its product as uncharacterized. The transcript has a single exon. Gene Ontology annotation, molecular function: RNA-DNA hybrid ribonuclease activity; nucleic acid binding. NCBI's taxonomy places the organism in Eukaryota, Viridiplantae, Streptophyta, Magnoliopsida, Fabales, Fabaceae. The coding region runs from base 1 to 630 and encodes 209 amino acids. The record is from RefSeq and is a predicted model, not a curated record.